Molecule: messenger RNA, 1387 nt
Organism: Arabidopsis lyrata subsp. lyrata
Lineage: Eukaryota; Viridiplantae; Streptophyta; Magnoliopsida; Brassicales; Brassicaceae
Exons: 8
Coding region: 148-1029 (293 amino acids)
Source: RefSeq, a predicted model, not a curated record
AGCAACCAGAGGAAACAAUUACCAAACCGGAUUAAUCCAGUCGGUUUAAUUGGGUAUAAAUCCGGUUUUGUGUCAUCUCGAGAUUUUAAGAUAGACGGAGGAGAAGAGAAGAGAGCUUCGUCGUCGUCGUUCUUCGUCUUCGCCUCCAUGAAUCUCCUCAAAACGAUUCAUCACCAGUCCACCAUUACUCAAUUUUACCGUUUUGCCCCUACACGCUCCUUUCCUUCUUCUUCUUAUUCAUCUGUUUCACUCUCUCCACAAAGACCCAUAAUCUCCCUCGUUUCUAUCUCUAAUCAUCGAAGGUGCUCCGCAUUCUCGAGUGUCUCUGGUGCUUCGAUUUAUGGUAAUCAAGAGGAUGGGAAGAAAGAAGAAUCCGAGAGAAAUUACGCUUCGGCGGAGGAAGGAGAUGAAGUGGUUUACCAGAAAACGCUGAGAUUAGUGGAGUGUGCCAUGUUCGCUGCUGUCACUGGCCUUGUUUACUUUCUCAGCAAUUCUCUCGCCAUUGAGAACUACUUUGGGUGUUUCUUCUCACUACCAAUCGUGAUUUCUUCGAUAAGAUGGAAUAUUGCUGGUGGCAGGAAGACAAUGGUUGCUACUGUCAUGCUCUUGUUCAUAUUAUCAGGUCCGGUCAAAGCAUUAACUUACUUUCUUACUCAUGGUCUUGUGGGGCUUGCACUGGGAUCAUUGUGGAGGAUGGGGGCAAGCUGGCGUCUCUCGAUUUUCGUGUGCACAAUGGUUCGAGCAUUGGGUCUCAUAGGCUAUGUUCUGACAUCAUCCUUCUUAAUAAGAGAAAACAUUCUCGCUGUGAUCACAAUUAACAUCCACGCCUCUCUCUCUUAUGUUUUCACGGCCAUGGGCCUGAACAUAAUGCCUUCAAUGAGCCUCAUCUAUAUGAUAUUUGGGACAGUGCUGUUGCUAAACAGUGGAUUCUUUGUGCUGUUGCUGCAUCUGCUAUACUCAAUCUUCCUCACAAGACUCGGAAUGAAAUCUUCGUUGAGAUUACCAGCUUGGUUGGACAAGGCUAUAUGAUGGGAAUCAGGAUCUCUGUUCAGCUCCUAUUUUUUGCAGCUCCAUUGGAGACUCCAAACAUGGUUUGAGCAAUUCUGGUGGAACAUAUAUGUAGUACUUAUAAAGUAGGUGGUGAUGUCUAUAUGCAUAUAUAAUGGAUAAAAAGAAUUUAUGAACUCAGAUCAUCGGUCAUCAUCACCUAUGAUGAAACAAACAACAUUCAACCCAAUGUAAAAUCAAGUGGUUGCAUCAUAUUGUUCUCUUGGUCUAGAUCGUUGAUCAAUUUUCAUGGAUUGUACAUUGCAAUUUCCACUUUGAAGACUCGCUUCAUUGGUGCUUUAUUUGAAUUUUGGUGUAAUGAAGUUGGGAUAUAUCUAAA